AUGUAUGCUGGUCGAGACUUUGCCAAGAAAGAGACACUGCAGCAAACAGGAGAUGUCGUCAUUCCCAUUGUUGAUAUUAUGAUGCACCAGAGAGGGCGGGGUAUGUUUGAAUUUCUCUGGGAUGAGUACACUUGGAAUGGCAAGAGCCUGGGGCUCGGGCAUGAAGUACAUCACGAAUGCAGCGCAGCUUCCCCUGGCUUUGGGGCAGCUGUGAACUGUUUCUUGGAUCUGGUGAAUGUAGAUGAAGGCGAUCCCAAGAAUACAGUACCCAGUGGUUUGCAUCGGUCCAAGGAUCCUGGGGUGGGGGCAUUUUCCACGUACCAUGACCGCCAGGCAACUGCCAAGGUGAAAAUUAAGGCAGGACAAGAACUGUUUGCAAACUAUGGUCAGCACUGGUUUGAGCUUCGACCUGAACUAGGUCCCAUCCCACUUCGGCAUGGCCUCAUGGAGUCUACAGAUUUCUAUAGGAGGUUUCAAGUGUUGCGUGGGAGACACCAACUUGUAAAUCGCGAGGUAUUUGAGGAGCUUUGGGACGAAUUUGUGCAGCAUUGUGUUUGGAAAGAGUCUCGAAUAUUGGGAGCAUUCUCCAAUACAGUAUCAGAACGGGCACUGCUGGAAAAGAACAUGACACUCAAAAAGAUCCGUGUCAUGGAAAGCAUGCAAACAACGGGAUGGCUGCAUGAACAUGGGACCUGUGCAGACCAUAUUCGGGAAGGUGUUUCCACUAUCAAACAGGCAGGAAGGGGUGCAUUUGCUACUCGUGAUUUGCCCAAGGGAACAGUCGUUUCAGCAUUGCCCUUGAUUCCAAUCAUCAACAAGAGUGUGCUGGAAAUGUAUGACUUGGAAGACAUCAACACCAAGAGACUCGGAGACAGGAGAAGAGUUGGCUAUCAACUUCUUAUGAACUACUGCUAUGGACAUCAGAACUCAACAAUGCUGCUAUGCCCAUAUUCACCACUGGCAAACAUGGUGAAUCACAAUCAGACAAGGGCGAAUGUUAAGCUCGUCUGGGGUGAUCCUGAGAGAGGGGAGCAUGAGCCCAAUCUUCUGACAAAAACAAUCAACAGCUUUGCCGAUGCCAGCACAUCCAAGUUGGCCAUGGAACUUGUUGCUAUCCAGGAUAUAGAGAAGGAUGAGGAAAUCUUUCUGGACUAUGGUGAUGCCUGGGAAAGGGCUUGGCAAGAGCACGUGGAAGGUUGGAACAUUGUGGGGGCAGAAGAUUAUGUGUCUGCAUUCAUGUUGAAUCAAGAAGAGAGCACCACCUUUGUCCGGACAGAUUUUGAGCAACUGCACAACCCAUACCCUGACAACAUCAAGGUUGAAUGUGACUCCAACAUCUGGAAACGAAUAAAUCAGACUCUCUUCAAUACAGCCCAUGUAGUCAGAAUCACUCGCCCAAACUCCUAUGAAUUCUGGCCAUGUGAUGUGCUCCGACGCAGAGAUGUUAACGGCACAACUCUUUAUACAGUCAGCCUGGACCGUCCACCAAAAGAAAAGGAAAAGAAUGAUAUCAUGAGAGGAGAAAAGUCCAUUUCAAAGAGGAUCAAACUAUCUGACAUACCCAGGAUGGCUAUUCGCUUCUCAGAUCGGCCCUACACCACAGACAUGUUUCUAGAGGAGGCCUUUCGGCACUACAUUGUCAUCCCUGACAGCAUGUUCCCCUCUGCAUGGAUGAACUCUUCCCCAGUCUAA
Messenger RNA from Seminavis robusta, 1692 nucleotides. The record is from the annotation of a GenBank genome assembly. NCBI's taxonomy places the organism in Eukaryota, Bacillariophyta, Bacillariophyceae, Naviculales, Naviculaceae.